AUGUCUUUCAUGGAGGCUCCUAUCCCUGCGGCGACUAAGCUUGCCCAUUACCGAACUCUUUCCCCCAAUGCGGGUAUUCAUGUCUCUCCUCUGCAACUUGGCGCGAUGAGCGUUGGCGACAAAUGGGCGAAGCUCGGAAUGGGCUCAAUGGACAAGGAAUCGAGCUUUAAACUGCUCGACGCCUUUGCGGAGAAGGGUGGUAACUUCAUCGACACCGCGAACGGCUAUCAAGACGAAUCGUCCGAGGAGUUUCUGGGCGAAUGGAUGGAGCAGCGCAACAUCCGCGACCAGAUGUACACUGCCCUGUACAAGCAGCGCAAACCAGGCUUCCUCAACAAGGCCAACCACGCCGGCAACAACGUCAAAUCGAUGCAUCUCAGCGUCGAAGCCAGUCUCAAGAAGCUCCGCACCUCGUAUAUCGACAUCCUCUACGUCCAUUGGUGGGAUUGGGACACGAGCAUCGAAGAAGUGAUGAACGGUCUUCAUAACCUUGUUGUCCAAGGCAAAGUCCUCUACCUCGGCAUCUCAGACGCUCCGGCCUGGGUCGUUUCCGAGGCCAACCGCUACGCGAAAGACCACGGGAAGUCACCGUUUGUCAUCUACCAAGGUCGAUGGAACAUCCUCGAACGCUCUUUUGAGCGUGAGAUCAUUCCUAUGGCUCGUGCUCAUGGCAUGGCAUUGGCACCAUGGGAUGUUCUCGUUGCGGGAAAGAUUCGAACCGAUGCUGAAGAGCAAGUCCGUCGCGAGAGCGGCGAGAAGGGCCGCGCCCUCUUCGGCCCAGACUGGGAACGCAACGAAAACGAAGUCAAGAUAUCACGUGCUCUCGAGAAAGUCGCUGCUGAGGUCGGGCGCCAAGUCUAUCCAAGCCAGUACACAUAUUUCCUCAUCUCCAACUCUCUAACUGACCCACCGACAGUCGCAAUCGCCUAUGUGAUGCAGAAAGCCCCCUACUGCUUCCCCAUCAUUGGAGGCCGAAAAAUCGAGCACCUUGUCGCCAACAUUGAAGCGCUUGACAUCGAUCUUUCGCCCGAGCAGAUCAAGUACCUCGAGAGUGUUGUACCAUUCGACCCAGGCUUCCCCACUAACAUGAUUGGAGACGGUAGUGAGCAAUCCUUCCUGGUCCAGUCGGCAGGCAUUUGGGUUCACUUGCCGCGCGUCGAACCACUGCGACCGAGCAAGGACUAG
This is a messenger RNA of Mycena indigotica, 1185 nucleotides long. RefSeq names its product H-K-ATPase alpha. Bases 1 to 1185 code for a protein of 394 amino acids. The record is from RefSeq and is a predicted model, not a curated record. The transcript has 5 exons. Lineage: Eukaryota; Fungi; Basidiomycota; Agaricomycetes; Agaricales; Mycenaceae.